Molecule: messenger RNA, 3129 nt
Organism: Aureobasidium vineae
Lineage: Eukaryota; Fungi; Ascomycota; Dothideomycetes; Dothideales; Saccotheciaceae
Source: the annotation of a GenBank genome assembly
UCCAUGGAUCAACGACGUACACCCCUAGCCGGCCCCGACCAGCACUACCACCGUCCCUCGCUCCCAUCCGACCACUCUGUCCCUCCCUUGAACCAACAGAUCUAUCCCCCACCCAGACCCCAUAGUCUGCCGAGUGUNCCCUCCUCCUCCUCCACCGCCGCACCAAUACCACGCCCAGCAACCCCCGCCGACCGUGAUACACCCUGCGCCGCACCCAGAGGGCCCGGACAGGGCNNUGAACAUCCAUAUCCCGCUCCGCCUGCUCUCCACGGAACUCCUGUCAUCAAGACAGACAUACCUCCUGCACCGCCUCAGUAUCCACGCCCUUCGAGUAACCCUCUGCAGUCGCAGCCUCAGUCUCAGCCCUCAUCGCAACAUCCUGGGCCACCACCGAACACUCGCCCACCCAUGGAACACCAUCCCGCUGCUUAUGUGCAGCACGCACCGCCUCCACAGGGUGAACAUGUCAACUACAUAGUGGGUCCUAUGCUGGAUCCUUAUGGUCAACCACCACCGGGAUACUAUCCACAGUAUAUGCCACCCAUGCACAUGUCGAAUCCAAAUUCGCGCAAGAAGAGUAUGCGCGCUAGUCAGGCCUGCGAUAGAUGUCGCGAGCGUAAGUCCAAAUGCGAUGAGAAUCGUCCCUGUGCAACAUGCAAGGAGCAAGAUCUGCUGUGUGUUUACAAGGAUGCGCAUCCCACGAAAGCCGACAAGAACAACCAGGCUCUUUCCGAGAUGGUUGCCGAAGUCUUGACGUCUCUCAAAUCCAUCAGUGACCGCCUCGGUAUUGUCGAAAAACAUCUCGCCAUUCAACCUUCAGCACACGCUCGUGUUGACACGCCAAAUCCGCCCAGUCAGAACCCAGAUGCUAUGGCUAUAGACAACAACAACCCCGAGGAACUGACAGACAGUCAACAGCAGACGUGGGAGAUCGGCGACCAUACUACGGCAGCUCACAAGUUAUUGCUCCGUUGGCCUUCCAUUCAACCUUUCGUACGGACUAGCAAAUGCAACAUCAGCGAAAACUAUGUCAUGAAAGGCGAAGAUCGUGGCAUAUUGCGUCUGUAUGGUGCUGGCGAGCGUGUCAAAGACGAGCUAGUGAAUAUCGGCGCCGAAAGUCCUGCAGGCAGUUCAAAUGGAGACGAUCUCAUCGCUUCAACGCCUGAGAACGAUCCUCGAAGGUCUGAGCCAUUCACUCCUGGCUCACCUGCCAUGUCCAUGGAUAUCGACACUAUUGACCAUCUGUUCAACUCCUACAAAAAGAACAUCCACCGCUUGCAUCCAUUUGUGGAUAUCGAAAGUCUAGGAAUAUAUCUCAGAGAUACGUUCAAACCGAUGCACUGCGUCGAACCCAAGAAUCACCACUCGCCGUUAUUUGUCACGAAUGGAUCUGGUGAGCGUGAAGCCAAGCGGAGAAAACGUAACGACAAGUUUGCCAUUGGCCUUCUGCCAGGAGGCGAACCUACGAGCAAUGCUGCAUCGCCACAAUUCAAACGCGCACCAGAAAGGAACCUUACCAAUGCAAUCGUGUAUCUAGUCCUUGCCUUGGGCAAGAUCUGCGAGGCUCCUGAUCCCCUUCCUGGCUCAGUACAAGAAGUUGUUCCGACGAGUAGGGCUAACCCCGUCCACGCAACAAUGGCAUCGCCUCAUAUGCAACCAGCUUUCUCAUCUCCGAGACAGUUCGUUAGUAAUGUGGCCAACUCUUCCGCUGGAAUCUCCCGCGCUCGCUCCUGGGACGGCACUGGGAGUCAGCCAUCGGAUAAAAGGCAAGCCCAAAACCAUGAGAAGAUAGCUGGAUUCGUUUACUAUCGCGAAGCCGCCUCUAUCCUCGGCGACUUUACAGAUUCGAACGAGCUCGCGGCCGCCCAAGCACGUCUGCUAGCUGGCCUCUAUAAGGGUCAACUUGCCAGAGUUCAAGAGAGUUGGAGCUGGAUAAGUACGGCAGCACGGACUUGCCUUUACCGCAUGAGAAAUGUAAGUUCUCGUCACGGAAAUCGCUUGAGAACAUUUAUUUAUACCAUGUACAGUGAUGGCCUGGACAACACAAUCAAGGACAAGAAGAAGGCGCGAAGCUUGAACAAGCAUGAGAAUCUAACUAUCCUUGCUUUUUGGUCCGCCUUACAGCUUGAGAGUGAUAUCCUCGCCGAAUGGGACUAUCCUCGUAGUGGACUCCAUCUACUUGAGGGGUCAGUCACUUAUCCGUUACCAACCAUGACACAAGCCGAGACAUGGACCCCAGAGGAGCAGCAGGAGAGAUACACCAUAACUUUGUACUAUUCGGCUCAACUGUAUCUGCGUACAAAGCUGAACAGAAUCCAUACAGAUUUAUAUGGAGGACAAUGUAUGUUGCUGCUCGACCCCAUUCACGAAAUCAAGCUGACAGAAUGCNNAGUAUCUUCGGAAGAUCCUCAAAGGCUUGCGGAACUUCUCUGGCAGCAGACAGAUGACUUGAAAGGCUGGCAAGAACUUGUGGACGAGUACACUUGGUCGGAUGAUGAUCCCCUUGCUUCAGACAUCGUCGCUGCUCGAUUGAGAGGCAAGUAUUACGGUGCCCGUUACGUUUGUACGCGACCCUAUCUUGAUUAUGCUCUGCAUGUCAUGUACGAACUCGGAAGUGGCAAAACUCUCGAAGAGCUAACAAAAGAUGCCAACGGUCGCGAUCGGGAAACCGAGCUUGCAUUGUUCACCGCUAUUUCGAGAUACAAUGACGAGGAGAUGGUCAAGUCCAAGUGCCGCAUCUGUAUCGAUGCUGCUAUGCGCAGUACCGUAGCUUUUGACGGCGUAGAGAACUUUGACCACCGCUUGAUUGUCACCAAUAUUAUGGGAACCGCGCAUGCGCAAUUCGGCAAUAUGCUUGUUCUUGCAGCAGUCUAUAACUGCAAUAUCGACUGGCUCAAGGAGCUCGUGCCCAAGGAAAAGCUGCAAAAGCUACUCAGUCGCACGAUCGCCUUCAUUCGCCGUUUGCAGUGUGCUUCCAGUGUCGCAGUCAGUGACAUUCUGAUUCUUGAAGCAAUUGAUCGCACUCUUUUCCCUGAGAGGGAUGGAAAUGAUCUCUACAAGAACGAGGGCCUGACUGGCGAUUCUAUUGAAUCUGGCGGCUCGUUCAACUCUAUCGACGCUAUGGUCUAA